Molecule: messenger RNA, 456 nt
Organism: Penicillium vulpinum
Lineage: Eukaryota; Fungi; Ascomycota; Eurotiomycetes; Eurotiales; Aspergillaceae
Exons: 2
Coding region: 1-456 (151 amino acids)
Source: RefSeq, a predicted model, not a curated record
AUGACAUCAGCGGGUGUCUUUGCCAAGACAAUCCUCAUCCCAGCCUCAAUCGCACUAUCAAUCUACAUUCUAGUCACAUGUCUGAUAAUCCCCUUCUUCCGCCGCUACCACCAACGUUAUUCGCAAUACCUCCCCCUACAAACUAUAUCCGCGCACACAUUAUCCCUACGCGACCGCAUAGCCGAUAAAUUGAUGUACCUCUUCCUUCCAUCUCGGUGGAGGUGGGGCGCGCGCACAGCCGAUCACGAUACGAUCAGUAUUGACGAUGAGGAAGGAGAGGUGUUGGUUAGGAUGAAUAGGGAUUCUGUAAGGCGGGGUGCGCUGGAAGAACGGAGACAUGAUAACCUGGAGGAGACACAGAGUCGUCUGGGUCGGGAUUUGGAGGAGGGAUUUAUGGAUGAUAGUGAUGAUGAGAGGCGUGAAGGGCGUGGAAAUGGACAGCAAGUAAGGCUUUGA